This is a messenger RNA of Rhincodon typus (whale shark), 1397 nucleotides long. It is a transcript of the gene haus4, whose product is annotated as HAUS augmin-like complex, subunit 4. The transcript has 8 exons. The record is from RefSeq and is a predicted model, not a curated record. Lineage: Eukaryota; Metazoa; Chordata; Chondrichthyes; Orectolobiformes; Rhincodontidae. Gene Ontology annotation, cellular component: HAUS complex. Gene Ontology annotation, molecular function: microtubule minus-end binding. Gene Ontology annotation, biological process: centrosome cycle; spindle assembly. Bases 1 to 1164 code for a protein of 387 amino acids.
AUGGCCGUCCGCCCCUUCAUAAUCGUCAUCACUAUUGGCUUGCUGAAACGUCCGUCACGGCGAUCUCGGCUCCUAUUGGUCGAGCGCCCUCUCAGUUACCGUCCACGAAUCACCUAUUGGUGGGGGUAUCAUCCCCCAUUUCCUCACACGUGCGUCCCGCCCUCAGCUUCCCCAAAUGGUUCCGCGAUCUGUCGGUCACUGUCGGAACUAGCCCGGCCCACCACGGGGACGCAUCCCAUUGGGUCGCUGACCUGUCAGUCGGAACAGCCGCCUGCCCCCAAUUGGUUCGUCGCCCAGUUGCAACCGCUCGCCAUCCAACCCCCCCAGGCCAGGAGGGAGCUGCGCAGAGAGAAGCAGGAAUGGCUAUCUGCCGAACUGAUGCAGAGGGUCCUCAACGAGAUCCUGAUGGAAUAUCACGUGAAUCGAUGGGAGAAUGGGGUCAGCUCCGAGGACCAGCAGUUCUUUGAGACCCUGGAGCGGUGUCUGCUGCUGGGAAAGUGCUGCAGACGUCUAGACGCUGGUGAGAGAGAGAUGGACGACUCAGGGGUACAGCUGCUGGGUUUACAAAGGGAACACCUCCAGGACCUGCUCCCUGAACCCCAGCAGGAUUUACAGGCCAUGAGACAGAGGCUGGUGCCCGAGAUGGAGAAGAGGCUCCAAGACAAGUGUUUUUCUGUUCUCUGUUACUAUAGACCAGAGUACGAGGGUAACAGUGAGGUCCUGAAAAUGGUGAAGUGUGGGGCGAUGCCGGAGCUAUUGGAAGCUGACAAACAGAAGCAGAAGAGUGAGCGGGACAGGAACAGGGAAAAUCAGAUCGCAAUCACCAAACAGACCAUCGCCUAUCUGACGGUUCUCCAUCGCUGCUUCGGGAUCCUGCAAGAGUUGAUCGAGAGACACCGUCUGGCCUCCCAGCCUGAGCUCGACGCUGAGCUGCUGGUCUACCUCCGCUUAAAAAGCAAGGCCAUGUUCACCAAGCUUGGGGCCUUGCUCCUCGAGGAGCUGGAAGUUAAGGAGAAGAGUGCGGAGGUCCUGCGUGGGAGCCUGGGCCUUUACCAGAUGCUGGGCGAGGAGUUUGAGGGACUUGUAUCCGAAUACAGCCGCCUCCUGGAGCUGCUGGGGAACAAGCAGUGGGCCCUGCAGGAGUUUACCAAGACUCAGGGCUAGGAGCUGCUGGGGGAGGGGCCGUGGUGUGGGGGAUUUGAGGUAGGGGGUUGCAGAGAGAAGGCCUCAGGUCUCAGGGACACCUCCCCUGCCCCCCAUCUGCCCCCGACUCCGUGGAACUUCGAGGGGAUCCCAACACGGUGACACAAACGUUUCCCCCUGGGGAGCAGGAGAGAGGGCCAUGGGUUUAGGGACAGAGAGGGGUGGCGGGGGUGUCGUGUGGGUGGGGGUCGAGC